This is a messenger RNA of Paramecium tetraurelia, 690 nucleotides long. RefSeq lists its product as uncharacterized. Gene Ontology annotation, molecular function: GTPase activity; GTP binding. The record is from RefSeq and is a predicted model, not a curated record. Lineage: Eukaryota; Ciliophora; Oligohymenophorea; Peniculida; Parameciidae. The transcript is spliced from 3 exons.
AUGUUGUAAAGUGAAUGGGAGCUAAGCAUAGCUAUCAUAGGAGAUUCGGGAGUGGGGAAGUCAACGUUUCUAUCAAUGUUCAUGACUAAUCAAUUUGUGCUAAGACAUAAUGACAAGAUCACAAUUGGUCAAAAGGAGAUACUGAUAGGUCAGAAGCCGGUUCAGAUAAAACUGAUUGACAUUUCUGGGAAAGAGCCAUUCCGUUCGAUGGCAUGGGUUCAUUAUAGAACUUGCAUUGGAAUUAUUCUGAUUUUUGAUCUUUCUAGCAGGGAUAGUUAUGAGAAUCUGAAGAAAUGGUAUGAGGAAAUCCAAUAGUAUGUGGAUUAAGAGAAACUAGUAAUUAGAUUGGUUGGUAAUAAAUGCGAUAAAUUGUUUUAUGAUGACAUGGAUUAAGAUAAGGAGGGUGGGAAUGAUAGGCAUUACAUAUAAUUUGAAGAAGGUGAGUAAUUUGCUGCUACCCAUUAAAUGUAAUAUUCUCAAACUUCAAGCAGCGUAUUUUCUUUGGCUUAGGAUGAGAACUACAUGAGCAUUCCUUCUAUAAUAUCUAAAUUUACAUAAGAAAUUCUUGAAUUCAUAAAAAAGCAUGAAGAUGGUGGAAAAAUUGAAGAAUUAAUGGGAAUAAGAAGUUUAAAAAAAUAGGCUAUUGUACAAGAAGUAAAGAAGAAAAUCAAUCGUAGUUCUUGUUGUUGA